Molecule: messenger RNA, 705 nt
Organism: Miscanthus lutarioriparius
Lineage: Eukaryota; Viridiplantae; Streptophyta; Magnoliopsida; Poales; Poaceae
Source: the annotation of a GenBank genome assembly
AUGACAGAGAUGGUCGGGUCCAUCGUCGUCGGCGAGGUGGUGAACCGGACCUCCGACUUCCUGAUCAGCAAGCACAGGGAGCGUCUGAGCACGCGAGAAGCCAUCGAGCGGCUGGAGAUGGCGCACAUCAAGAUGGAGGCCGCGCUGGAGCUGUCCGGCCGCUGGCAGCAGGCCACGGACGCGUCCCUGCUCCGCUGGCGCCGGAAGCUCCGGCGCGCCGCGGACGAGUGCGACGCCGCGCUGCACCGCUGGAAGCUGCGGGAGCUGCAGGAGGAGGACGCCCGGGAGAGACUGGCGCGGGCGCCGCUCCCGCGUCGCGUCGCGCACGCGGUCCUGUGCUUCCUCUCGGCGCUCCUCCUGCCGCUCCUCGCCCGCGCCGGCGGCGGCGGCGACGAGUGCUCCCGCGCCUGCGCCGCCGUCCAGAGGUUCGAGAGGCUGGCCAGCGGCGCCGCCGAGUUCCUCAGGUGCGUGAAGUUCGGCAGCGCGCCGCGGAGGUUGUGCUGCGGCGGCCAGUUCGGCUUCGGCCCCGUCGUUGGGAGGCUCGGUGAGCACGCGAGCUACGAGAGGCUGCAGGGAGCUCCUCAGCAGCACCGUUUCUUGGACGCUGGGCCCGCAAGUCCGGCGGAGCUUUGGGUGGACAGCAGCAAGCCCUGCCGUGCUUACCCGAAGCGAAGGGCGUCCGGGAAGAAACUGCUGCUGGUAUGA